AACAUGACUCCUACUCUUAUAAGGAAAUUACUAACAUUAACCAAAUCCUACUUAGACAAGAAAGCUACUAAUAAAGAUAAUUAAUAAAUAAAAUACUAAAUAAUAAAAUAACCAAGGCCAGAUCGAGACCCAAUAUUUACGAUGGCUUGAUUCUCGUAACCGUCACUCAUGCAUACCCGGAUACCCCCUAGUCUCCUUCUCUCGUCUCUCUUUCCUAAAAAUCGACUAAAAGGAAACAAAAGAAUCCCUCAUACCCUCCUCUCCUUCUCUCGACCCUAGAUACCCAAUUACCCAUCUUCCCUCGACUUUAUCCCUUUUCUCUGCUGGAAACGACGAAGAGAAACGAAGAUGGAAAGAAAUACAACAGGACCACCGAUGGCGAUUGGGGAUGAGGAUUCCGACGACUCGCCCCAGAGCGCCUCUCGAUUGCGGCGGCAGCGGUGGUGGGUGGAUAAGGACGUUCGUUCGUAGCACUCCGUUGUUGUGGGGGGGGGGGGGGGGGGGGGGGGGAUCGCGGGUGUUUCCUCGGCGGUCUUGGGUUGGCGGCGAUUAGAGAGAAGGGUUGGGGAGAUCGAGAGAGAUAGGAGGGUCGGCGGCGAUUAGAUAGAAGGGUUGGGGAGAUUGAGAAAGCCUGGAGGUGGGCAUCGAUUAGAGAGAGGUUAGAGGAGGUUGGAGAGAUUGUGAAAGAGACGGAGGUGGGAGGCGAUUAAAGAGUAUAAGAAGAGGGAAGGGCUAGUACUCGGUUAUUCGGUAUAUCGAGUAACCGCCAGUUACUAACCGGGAAUUAGUUAGUAUACUGAUAGCCGGGUUUUGACGACCGUAUACUGAUAUCAUUGGUUAACGGUAUAACUAGUUACUGCUGGUUACCGGUUCGAUCACCGAUUUUACCGUUAACCGGAAAAUUGUUUACCACCCCUAAUUGUUAUGAUAUUUGACGAUGUUGAUUAAAAAUGUGAGAUGCAUUUGUACUAUAAUAUUUUGAUAGACCCUCGUGAUUUUGUAUGAAUUUGAGAAUGAUAACCAUGAGAUGGUUGUGUAUGGAUUUGAACUUGAUAGGACAAAUCGAUUCCUAGGUCAUUGAGAUGAUGAUUGAAGAGAGAAAUGAAUAUUGUGUUGUUUGUGUUCAUGGUAAAUCGCCUAGACAUUGAAUGGUAUGCACUUACUGCUAAUCUUUUUGGGAUUGAGUAGAUUUAACAAGAUUUUUCUGGAUGAUGAUCGUGGUUACAAAUUGGCUACCAAUAAUGAUAAUUAGGCCCCAACAUAUGUGAGGAAGUACUUAUCAAGUUAUAAAGUUUAUCAGACUCGCUUCCCAUUGUGAGGAAGUACUUAUCAGGUUAUCAAGCUUAUCACGAUUAUCAAAUUUUCGUGGUCAGACGUGUGAGCCAGCUAAGUGGAGUUCGGGAUCUCAUUUCAUGUUAAGUAAGAAGAAGAUACUAUAAGUAAGAAUAUGUUAAUGAUAAUAUACUUCUACUAAUGUACCUAAUAGCGUAGCAAAAGCAUUGCAUGUGCAUGCCUAUAUGUUUGUGUAUGAUAACAAAAUUAUGAUUAGGACAGAUCCCAUCGCCUGCAUUCAGGAAUUGUAAAAGCUCAAGAAGUACGCUCAGAAAGUCGUCAGUACAUCUAAAGAUCGGCGAUUUCAGGGACUCCAGUAUGCAGUUAGUUAAGUUUGAUAACUGAUGGGACUGAGACUUGAUGUAGUUUUAUGAAGGCUUUUCAUUUUUUUCAAAUGAUUCACGUCACAGUGAUCUUUUAAAUUUUCAUGUUGGUUUCUUUCUACAUGAUGCUUCCGUUUUCUCCCACGAAUUUAAUGUUUAUAAUUUAUUAAGGGCAUUUUGAUAAAAGUAGUACUUGGUUGGGUUAGGGUGUUACACAAAUCAAGCAACAAACAACACAAUAAUUAAAUUUAGCCCUUUUUGACUUACAUAUGCAAUUGCAUUUGCUGCAAGCUUGCAAAUAUACACUUGAUAGCCAAAUCAAUACAAUUUAUUUUGCAAUUGCAAAUACUCAUGCCAUAUCAUCUUAGAAUUUAAAAUGCAAUCCCAAUGUGGAUGCUCUUAGACCAUAUGAAAAAGAACUAUAUAGUUCGUCAAUUAUCAAAACAUUCUACUCGAAAUCCAACUCACAUUUUAUUCAACAUCUUCAAAUCUCAUAACAACAUAACAAUUUUUUCAAAUCAUCAAUAUUCACAUCCUUAACCUAUUAUCAAUUAUCAUCAAACAACCAGUUACCAUCAUAAAAUCUUUUCACUUAAUUGGAGUCAAUGUAUAUGAGUUUUUUUUUUUUUUUUUUUGCAUAGAUGAGAUUAGACAUAACUAACUAGGACCAAAUCAAACAUACUUAUGAGUAAAUACCAAGUCCAACUGGUUAGAUUCACAAAGAUAAAAUAUGAAGCUUUAACUAACAAAAAAUUGUAUAUGCCCUCACUGAAAGUGACCCAAAUUAAACAAAUUCCUAUAUCGAUCCUAGCCACAAGAUCCAAAAUACACCUAGGAAGAAGGAUACAAUAACAAUGACACAACAUAUAUAAAAUAAAAUAAAAUAAAAUAAAAUAAAAACAAUGAGAGCUGCUGACCAAGUUUAACAAACUCCCUUCUUGCUCUGCAGUUUCCCUUCUGCUGGCCUAUUCUUCACCUACUACCAUAACCAUCAUCUCUCUUGCCCUCUGCACAUAUAAGAGCAUGUUUUCCCCUUCAGAAGGUUAAAGCAUAACAACACAACCCAUCAAUUCUUCACCAAAUCAAAAAACAAAGAAACCACAAUCACUCCUUUCCGCAACUUCAAUUCCAACCACCAAUUACCCUUCAACCAUGUUGAGAACAUUGAGCACCCGCAGAAGCCACAGCAAGUAUGAAAAGCUAGCUGACAAUACUGAACCUUCUUCAGCCGAUCUUCUGGGAGGAGACAGUGAUUAUGAGCUUAAAAGGACCAACACCGUGCCAAUUCGAUUUCCAGGUUCCGAUAGAGGUCACAAGGUGGCUGCGGAGCAGAGCUUGCCAUCAGUCCCGGCCGUGAAACCGGCGAUGAAGGUUAACAAAAGCCACCCACUUUUCAGCCUCUUUGAUCGACGGCGCCAGAGCAAGAGGACCACUUCGAGGCCGGAGUUCGCUAGGUACAUCGAGUAUGUGAAGGAAGGAGGACUGUGGGAUACGAACUCUGGCGUGCCUGUUAUGCACUACAAGUGAAAAGUUCAAAAAGUUCCAUACUUUCAUCGCGUUUAUGUAUAAGGAGGAGUUCUACUUUAUUGGGUUCCUUCGAUUGUGAAGAAGAAGCUUUGAUCAGUUACUUUUUUCUUUUUUGGUAAAAGGGUUAGUUUCUUUUUGCUUUUAUUUUGUGUUGUUUCAGUUCUUCUCUCUGGUUCCAUUUCUAUGUGCUGGCUUCUGCCUGGCUGAGUUUAGCGUUGGCGCCAAAUUAAAGCUAAGGUUGCGAUCAAACGGGCAUGGCCAGAAACAGGGGAAAAAGGGCCAAAAGGGAGUCUAGACAAAAGCAACAGAGGAUUCAGAACGAAACUUGAAAAUGAAGCAGCAGCAGGCCAGCAGCAUCUUUCGAGCUCUCCUUUUCUUUAAGAUUCUGGUUCUCCAUUGUCUUGAAUUGAUGCCCUUCUUACUGUUAUAUACUUCUUUUCCCUUUUAUGCUGAAUUGUGCGAUUGCAGAGCCUUGCAGGACUAUAUUUCCUUUAAUCUUAUAUAGAGGGAGAGGGAGGCCAUAAGCCAAUAACUCCAAUUUAAUUUGGAACCUGUUUUCUUCUUCUUCGUGAUCUUUCCCUUCCGGCUAUGUUUCAGCGGACGUUUCACUUUCAUUUUCUUUGGAGAUGCAGACCUGGUUAAAGAGACGGAAACAGUAAAUUUGACUUCGUUCCAUUGUCGGUCGCCUACACCAUCAGACAGUGAUAUGUUUUGAAUUUCUCAUCGGAAUAAUUAGUUAUGAAUUGGAUGAUCAAACUUCGUAAAGAAAAAAUGGAAUAAGAAUUGAUAACGUCA
Molecule: messenger RNA, 3977 nt
Organism: Linum trigynum
Lineage: Eukaryota; Viridiplantae; Streptophyta; Magnoliopsida; Malpighiales; Linaceae
Source: the annotation of a GenBank genome assembly